UUGUACUCUACCAUGGCGUGGUGACUCAGCUGCCUCCCCCAACUUCUACGAUGGUACCCAUCAGACGGAUGCCGGCUGUUCCAGGACCCGAAGGGAAAUCCUUUGUCCGAUGUCCAUUAUAACACCGAGUCUACAAUCCGAUGCUGGUAGUGCAUACCGAGCAUAUCCCAGCAAGGCAAUUCUACGGAUCUCUGCUCCUCCAAUUGAUAUCCAGUUCGAUGGGUGUUCUGCUGAUCACGUGCCUGUUGCGAGUUUCAGUUUCAUUGUCCGAAGUUUCCGGGCAGGGAUAGCUUACAGCUGCAGCGAAGAGGGGCCUAUUUUGCCGCCAGCGCUUCCUUUUCUCUCUCAGCUGGCUGCUCGUAUACUCGUACACUACGAGAAGACGUCUCUACUGGAUGGAUUUUGCGGCGAUCUUGCUUGUCAACUUUCGCUCUUUCGUCGUGCUCUGGCUAUCGGAUGCUUCUCCGAAUGCAGCCACACACGAUGCGCCGUCGAUCAUCAUGGUUGCCACAUGCCUCUAACUAGGCUUGGCACGCUGUACUGGACCACAUGUCAAACUUUCCUCUAGAGGGCUGCGCCUUGUACGAAUGCAUAAUAAUGCAUGCAUAAGUCCAGUAUCUUUUAAAAAAAUGCAGCUCCUCCCGAGUACGCUCCUGUAAGAAAGGUGAGCGAGGAGUAGGCUGAAUCGAGCUAGCCGUUUGCCUCUCAUCACUGGAUUACCUCAUACAGCCGUGUGAGCGAGCUGGCUUGACCAGCAAGUCAGAAAUUAAUUAUUUCCCUUUGUCAAUUCCGAUCGAUCUAUCCGCCCUUCCCUUUAUCUCGCAACGUCAAACUCACGAAGAUCAGAUCAC
Messenger RNA from Hyaloscypha bicolor E, 851 nucleotides. RefSeq lists its product as uncharacterized. The transcript has a single exon. NCBI's taxonomy places the organism in Eukaryota, Fungi, Ascomycota, Leotiomycetes, Helotiales, Hyaloscyphaceae. The record is from RefSeq and is a predicted model, not a curated record. Bases 110 to 568 code for a protein of 152 amino acids.